CUGGUUCCGCCCUUUGUGCAGACAAAAGUAACUGGGUGGCCAGGCUGUUCGAGUUAAUGCAGCUUGUUUGAUAAGAUUUUCUUAAGGAAAAAAAAAUACAUGUAAAGGAUUUAUCAAAAGCCCUCAUGAAUAUUUCAUGAGUUGAUAUAUUCAGCUGAAUGGAUUCAGUGAGUCUCAGUGUGUAACUUGCAGACAAACCCCAUCCACAAGGAGGCUGGUGACAGAGGAAGCACUUUGGCGCAUUUUCAGAGGCAAAGGCAGGCUGAUAAAGCUCCUUGUGACAGGCUGACUUGCCAGUCUCCCAGUAUGCAGCUCUUGCUCUGAAGUGCUCCAGGAUUGGAACUAGAGCUUUCCAAAUUACCCUGGGAAGAGUGUGCGGACCCAGCAGCUUUUUAACCUGCGGCAGUGCUUUUGCUAUGUUCAAGAUUGUUGUUUUGGAUGGUGAAAGCUAGCGCUCCAUACGAGACAUGACAGCCAAAAAUUCUCCCAAAGAACUUACUGCUUCUGAAUCUGAGGUUUGCAUAAAGACUUUCAAGGAGCAGAUGCGCUUGGAACUUGAGCUUCCAAAGCUACCAGGAAACAGACCUACAUCUCCCAAAAUUUCUCCACGCAGUUCACCAAGGAAUUCACCAUGCUUUUUCAGAAAGUUGCUGGUGAAUAAGAGCAUCCGACAGCGGCGUCGUUUCACUGUGGCUCAUACAUGCUUUGAUGUGGAAAAUGGCCCUUCUCCAGGCCGGAGCCCACUGGACCCUCAAGCCAGCUCUUCUUCAGGACUGGUACUUCAUGCCGCCUUUCCUGGGCACAGCCAACGCAGGGAGUCUUUUCUCUACAGAUCCGACAGUGACUAUGACUUGUCACCAAAAGCGAUGUCAAGAAACUCAUCACUCCCCAGCGAGCAACACGGCGAUGACCUGAUUGUCACUCCUUUCGCCCAGGUUCUUGCCAGCUUGCGAAGCGUCAGAAACAACUUCACCCUGCUGACAAACCUUCAUGGAGCACCAAACAAGAGGUCACCAGCGGCUAGUCAGGCUCCAGUCUCCAGAGUCAGCCUGCAAGUGUGCGGCCACAGGAGACUGAUGAAAUGCAGAGAGAGCAAGAGGUGCUGAGAUCAUCUGUAAAUACUUGUUGCUGACGUUUCUCCAGGAGCCAAUCAGAAGGCCGUGAAUGUGUCUGGGCGUGCAGUACUCCCCUGCGGCAAUCCACCCCUGAGUUCUGUCUAUUCCCUGAAGACUCACCCUCAACCCCGUGGUUACAUGGGAAUCAGGCCAGGUCACAUGGUCCAGGCAUCUUUCCGCUGGUCACUCACCUCCCUGUCUCAUCUCUUGUGUGCCCCAUCUCUUAUAGAGAUCAUUUCCCCCUUC
This is a messenger RNA of Arvicanthis niloticus (Nile rat), 1361 nucleotides long. The record is from RefSeq and is a predicted model, not a curated record. Lineage: Eukaryota; Metazoa; Chordata; Mammalia; Rodentia; Muridae.